Messenger RNA from Sceloporus undulatus (fence lizard), 4071 nucleotides. It is a transcript of the gene EPCIP, whose product is annotated as chromosome 3 C21orf62 homolog. Bases 2161 to 2838 code for a protein of 225 amino acids. Lineage: Eukaryota; Metazoa; Chordata; Lepidosauria; Squamata; Phrynosomatidae. The transcript is spliced from 2 exons. The record is from RefSeq and is a predicted model, not a curated record.
ACUUGUUGUUUUUCCACAUUCACGGGGGUCCUGUGCCCCUAACCCCAGCAAAUGUGGAGGGACAACUGUACUAUAGUUUGUUCUAUACUCUGCAUAUACUCUGUCUUUCUGCAGCUCUCCAAAGAGCCUGAAUUCUACAGUGGGCACUUGGUAUCCAUUGGGGUUUGGUUCCAGGAUCCCUCCUGAAUACAAAAAAACAUGGAUGUUCAUUUCCCACUAAAUACAGUGGUAUAGUAAAAUGGUGCCUCUUACAUAAAAUGGCAAAGUCAAAGAUUUCUUAUUAGAAUUUAUAUUUUUAAUAAAUAUUUUGAAGCUGUGGGUGCUUGAAUCUGAGGAUGAAACCCCCGUGGAUAUGGCUGUACACGUUUUGGUAUAGUCCAUAUUUGGUGUUGCUUAUUUCAGAGGUGAUCUUAACAAGUGAUCUGACUCAUGUAUGCCACUAAAAGAUAUAGUAUAUUUCUCCAAAGGCACAUAACUUACAGAAACCUGAUAACUGUUCUUUCACUUAAAUGGCAAAUGUUUAAAUCCUUGUUAUUUUAAUUCUGAUCACAUGCUGACUGUUUUAAUUCUUGAUUUAUUUUUUUGCUUAUUUGAGGUUCUUUUUUCUACCAUAUUAUUAUCAUGUUGGCUUGGUGUUGCUUUUGAAUAGUCGGCCCUUCAUAUCCAUGGACCCUUUAUUCAUUAUUUCAACUAUCAAUGUUUUUAAAAUAUUCCAAAAAUAUAUCAAUUUCAACAAAAAAAUUGAUUUUGCUAUUUUAUAUAAGGGAUACCAUUUCACUGUGCCACUGCAUGUAACAAGACUUGAGCAUUUAUGGAUUUUGAUAUCCACGGGGGAUCAGGGAACCAAACACCAGUUACACUAAGGGGCCAGUGUACCAGUAUUGUCAUUGCCUUAUUUUCCAAUGUAUUUCUAUGUGGUUUUUUUGUUGUUGUUGUACUGUAUUUUAUUAUGCUCUUGUUCUAUUUUAAAUUAUAUUAUACUUAGAGAAUUUGUUUUAUAUGGGCCUCAUAGGUAUAAAAGCAUUUAGAACAAGAGCUGUAGCUCUUACACAUGUUCUCUCUCUCUCUCUCUCUCCAGUUAAGAUAAAGGUGCAUCAAAAGAUGCAUGAAGAACAGGAGCUGUGAUUGAUUGUAACAGGGUUUGUUGAUGUUGUCAAACACAUUUUCUGCUGUCAAAAAGAACAGCUUGAUAGACACUACAGUGAUACUGUUUCCACAAAUGCUAAAUGAUGCAAGCAGUAAUUUGAGUAAGAGUCUUGUAACACCCAUGCACAUGAAUAUAUGCACGCACCCCUCUGUGCAGGUAACCAAUGGAUCAAGUGUCAGUGCAGUGUAAAUAGCAGAUAUUAUCAGAGAGGAGCAUGUCUCUCAGAAUAGGCAUUUCAUGGGUGAUACUGAUGAGACACAAAGAUACUUUUUUUUAUUAAAGACCCACAAAUACUAAUUUAUGUUGCAGUGACAAUCGGAAAAGGCAAACAAACAUUUCCAAAGGAAUGUCCUCACAGAGAAUGGCUUGCGCAGAAGAAUUCAGUUAAGUCCUGUGACUCAAAUCAAAGCCUGAGAUUCUGUGAAGUAGCUGCAUUUUGUCUAGAUGCUUAACCACAGCUAUUCCAGAUAGAAGAAGUGCAUGCAGAGAAGUACCAUUAGAAGAACAAGAGACACACACUAUUCUGUAUUUUGUGGAAAUUGUUGGGAAAAAAUUAUUCAAAGUGCGUCUUUUAUUUGGUUAUUUCAUUAAACACUUCACAAACAAAACUUCAGACUGAAACUGAUGAAUGGAGGUGUGAAGUUCAUCAUCAACAGUGUGUUUAUUACUUAGCAUACUGUAUUACUUAGCAUAUUUACUCAAUAAGCUUUAUUUCAUCUGCCCUUGUAAUGAUCCCGUGAACCAGACCACUAUUAUUCCCAAUGGAAGUGAGCACUGUACUGCAAGAAUUACCACCAAAAUAUUUUUUGUACUGCUCUAACCUCAGAUUUAGUAUGGUCUUGGCUAGACCAAAUGUAAACCAAAUAUAAAUAGACAAGACAGAAAAUCUGUGGAAGAAAAUUCCUUUGAAUCCUACAAGCACUCUAUGGUAUUAAAGGCAUAUUUAUUUUCAGUAUUCUCAGUGUCGGUCUUUAUAAGAUCCACUGAUUUAAAGCGAUGAGGUUGCCAGAGCUAUGAACCCUGCAAUAAUGAUGAUGGUAUUUGCCUACACACACUAUCUCUUUUUGGUUGGCUUCUUAAGCUACUGUGUGGACAGCUUUGCAAAAGGUCAAAAGAAUAACACACUGAUUUUCACUAAGGAAAAUGCAAUUCGCAAUUGCACUUGUCCAGAUGCUAUCAGUGAAAAUGACUGUGAUUACAGUCUGGCAAAUCUGAUUUGCAACUGUAAAACUGUUUUGCCUUACAUGAUUGACAAAACCUACUACAGUCAUCUGACGAUUUGGUUCACAGAACUAUCCAUGCUGGGAAUGGUGUUAAACUUUACAGCUGUGUAUGACCUGAAGCUCUCACUCUGUGGCACUAUUCCUCUCUCAACAAAAUAUCUGACUAUUUGGGGAUUACAAAGACUACAAAUAAGAAGUGAUAUCAAUGGUCAGUUACAAGAGCAAAGUUUAACAAUCUGCAGUAGUCGUGACUAUGGAACAGAAGAGAGGUUAAAGGUGUCAUGCAGAGACAGGAACCUGAACACUCACAUUGCUAUUUUGGACACAUCUCUUUUUAAUGGCUAUGCCCCAUUGAAAUCCUACAGUGUGGAAAAUAUUUCAAACAUCACAGAGCAAUUUCCACAUCUGCCACAUUUGGAUACAUAUCUCACUAGAAAUAACAGCUGUAUUAUAACAUUCAUUUACUGAAACAAUAGCCUUGGCCAUUUCUGCAGUGCAGUUGUAGGCCAUCACGAGAUGCUAUUCUUUCUUUUAGGAAGCCGGAUUAACUUUAGUUCCAGAGUUAUUAUUUCAGUAAACUAGACAGGCUCAUCACUUUUCAACCACACACUUCAAAUGGUCUACAUUUCUAUCAGAAUUUGCCUGCUACUAAGACCAUUGUGUUCAAUAUAUGAACAUCUCUCACAAUGCUAGCUCAGAACAUGGGCACAGUGAUGGGCCCUUCUUGUACAGUACACUUUUUAAAAGGAACACAUUUCUAAACAUGGUGAUACAAACUAGUUUUAAUAUGCGCUCAAACUAAUCUAAUUCUUUGGCUUGUGGGUAAAAUAUCUGUACUGGCCAUUAAUGUCAAGUAAAUUAUGCUAGAAUUGCUCCAUUGAAAACUUCAGAUAUUAUAUAUAUAUAUAUAUAUAUAUAGAGAGAGAGAGAGAGAGUCCCUUAAUGUGACAUGAGUUUUUGCCCAGAAUUUACUUUUUUAUUUCAUACAUACAUACAUACAUACACACACACACUCACACAGCUGUAUCUCCAUUUUCGCGGGGGAUCCGUUCCGGAUCCCACCCCCCCACAAAAAAUGGAAAUUAGCAUAUUACCAUAUAUUCAAAGCUAUUAUAAAGGGUACAUGCACCAUUUUAAUCCCUCCCCACCUUCCCAUUGUGAAAAGUGAUACUGCGGACUCCAAGUCCGCAAAUUAGAAGGGAUGACUGCAUAUAUUAGUAAGAUGUUAUAUAUUAAAUAAAAAAGUAAAUACAGGGGAAAACUCAUGUCGCAUUAAGGGAUUUUUCCCUCCAGACAAAACAUGUCAGUUUUAGAAAUGACAUAAAUGAAAAUCAAGAUGAGUUUCACAUGGAGCAGUCAUUACAGCAUUGUUGCAAUUUGACAUUUAUCUCUUCUUGUAAAACCAUGUCUCUUAACACAUGACUACCAGAUAAUAAUUGCCCUUGGUAACUGCUCUUUGAGACAUGACUAGUAUUUAGGAUUUGGGAUAUGAAGCUCAGUACACAGUGUGAACAAGCAUGUAUCCAUAUCUAUGUAUGGUUUUAUAACCUACUGUAUAUAAACUUUGCACUCAACAGAGUUACUUUUUUGUGGUUUUUAAUAAGUGGUUUUUCUUUAUUUUCAUGGCUGAUUUACAAUGAGUGAAAGAGAGUUGUAAAGUGGUUUGUAAUUGUUAAAUUAAUUCUAGCACUACUACUCUGU